Carlito syrichta (Philippine tarsier) is the source of this 1059-nucleotide messenger RNA. Its product is annotated as bone morphogenetic protein 8B-like. Gene Ontology annotation, biological process: SMAD protein signal transduction. Gene Ontology annotation, molecular function: cytokine activity; growth factor activity. Gene Ontology annotation, cellular component: extracellular region. The transcript is spliced from 8 exons. The record is from RefSeq and is a predicted model, not a curated record. Lineage: Eukaryota; Metazoa; Chordata; Mammalia; Primates; Tarsiidae. The coding region runs from base 1 to 1059 and encodes 352 amino acids.
AUGGACUCGAGCAGCAAAUUCUCGCUGGUCGAGGGCGGCCUUUUUGAAAGCCCCAUUGGAGCCUCGCCCCCGCAGGAAUGGCUGGACCCUCGAAUGGAGAGAUGGGGAGGGAGAGACAGUGCUCACAGAGGGGACAACCUGGGGGUGUGCGGUAGUGGCAGGGACUAUGGCCAGCAGCGUGGGAAAGGCCGAGGUAUCCAGGAACAGACGAGUGGGACUCUGGGCCCCACCUCUGCCUGGGAAGGGGUCUGCCCAUGGAGCAGCCUUGGGGCCACCACCGAGACUGCCCGGCCUUCCUGCAGCCAGAGAGCCAGGGCCCUGCCCAAGGAUAGGGCUCCCCAGGGAGCCACAGGAUGGAGCAGCACACGCAGCCUUGGAGGGCUGCCCCUGGUCCAAGCCAUCCCCAUGUACCAGCCAGCCUGCAGAGUCCACGUGUGGCCGCCGGCCACCCCGCUCGCGCGCUGUGUUCCCCCCAUUGAGACCUCACCGGUCCUUCCCUGUGCCCCUGAGGCUCUGCUUCCUGGGCACAGCGUGGAUCCUGGCCUGGCCGGCCUAAUGGGGCAACGGGCACCGCGCUCCAGACAGCCUUUCAUGGUCACUUUCUUCAGGGCCAGUUCGAGUCCUAUCCGCGCCCCUCGGGCUGUGAGGCCACUGAGGAGGAGGCAGCCGAAGAAAACCAACGAGCUGCCGCACCCCCACAGACUCCCGGGGAUCUUUGAUGACAUCCAUGGCUCCAUCGGCCGGCAGGUUUGCCAUCGGCACGAGCUCUACGUCAGCUUUCAGGACCUCGGCUGGCUGGACUGGGUCAUCGCCCCCCAAGGCUACUCGGCCUAUUACUGUGAGGGGGAGUGCUCCUUCCCGCUGGACUCCUGCAUGAACGCCACCAACCAUGCCAUCCUGCAGUCCCUGGUGCACCUGAUGAAGCCAGACGCAGUCCCCAAGGCAUGCUGUGCACCCACCAAGCUAAGCGCCACCUCCGUGCUCUACUAUGACAGCAGCAACAACGUCAUCCUGCGCAAGCACCGCAACAUGGUGGUCAAGGCCUGUGGCUGCCACUGA